Iphiclides podalirius (scarce swallowtail) is the source of this 960-nucleotide messenger RNA. Lineage: Eukaryota; Metazoa; Arthropoda; Insecta; Lepidoptera; Papilionidae. The record is from the annotation of a GenBank genome assembly.
AUGAUAUUUCGACGAAGAGGAAAAAACAAGAGGGUCGUUCGGGGAUCCGGCGGGAUUCUCACCCCCCCCCCCCCCCCCCCCCCCCCCGCCCCCAAACCCCCCGCAUCCUCCUCGUCUCACGGCCACCGGGCCCCGACGCGAUGCGCCGAGAGGAAAGCGCACUCCCUCCCCCCCGCCGCGCCCCCGCCCCCGCACCACCGUGUUGUGUUUCGUACCUGCGCGUGCGCCGCGAUGCGCACCUCCGCCUCUCCUCGCCGCGGAAACGGGCAGGUAGAGCCGCCAGCGCGCCUCUCGCGCCCCGCCUCGCCCGCUCAGUGUGCGCGCUUGCUCGCCGCCGGUGGUAGUGUGCGCAGUGCGCGGACGCACGCGCCCCGAACGAGAUGCGCCGAGCGUCGCGACUGUGAAGUGCCCACCGCCAGUGUGGACCGCCCGACGUACGACAUGUCCUGCGAAAGGAGAACAAAGGCCGCGCGUUUCCUCGAUCUGCGACAAGGCCCCAUAUCUCUACACGGCUGCGCAAAAGACAAUGUCCUGCCGGGUAUCGUUGCUCGUAUUGUGAAGGACAAGUCAGUGCCCUCGGCGGGCUGUGUCGGCUACGAUGCUGGUGAAUGCCUGCGCCCUGGUGGAAUGCAGGCGGUAGGGCAAGAGUGGCUAAUGCGCAGAUGUGGGGCGCUCCCCGCCUCGCCCCGCGGCCUUGAAAGGCUCUUGACCAGGCCACCGGCGCCGACGUCGCAUUUAUUGCAACCUCCGCGAUCCGUACCGACGAGGUUAUUGACGCCACGCACCGCGACUAUUCUCUUUUUUUCCCUCUCAUGGAAAAAAGACCACAGAUCCCCCACCCCCCCCCCUAAGAAGGCAGCCAACCUUCUCCUUGGUGCGAUUCUCACGUCGCUCCUAUUCUCAACGAGCGACCACAAUGCCCAUUACGUCACUGCACGGCUAGUUUCCGCCUUCAAACUU